Molecule: messenger RNA, 871 nt
Organism: Lethenteron reissneri (Far Eastern brook lamprey)
Lineage: Eukaryota; Metazoa; Chordata; Hyperoartia; Petromyzontiformes; Petromyzontidae
Gene: PSMD9
Product: proteasome 26S subunit, non-ATPase 9
Biological process (GO): proteasome regulatory particle assembly
Cellular component (GO): nucleus; cytoplasm
Molecular function (GO): protein binding
Source: RefSeq, a predicted model, not a curated record
GGGAUGUGGGGGGGGGGCACCCCUCCAGUGCGGCGGUGAGAGCGCUGUGGGGCAGCCAUGCACACGGACGCGUCCGAGGCGGUCCGCGGCCUCAUCAAGAAGAAGGACGACGUGGAGGCGCAGAUCAAGGCCCUCCACGAAGUCCUCGAGUCGCAGGGCAAUGUGGGGAUGAAGGGGGAGCUUGUGGAUGCCGAAGGCUUUCCACGCAACGACAUCGAUGUCUUCCAGGUCCGCACGACGAGGCACAGCAUCAUAUGCCUACAGAACGACCACAAGGCGCUGAUGGCCGACAUUGAGGAGGCGCUGCACAAGUUGCACGCUCACCAGCGCAAGAAGCACGAGAGGGACUGCAUGGAGACGCAGGCCGCAGCGGCCCCAGCUGUGGCCUUCGCCCGCGUUGACACCGUCUCUCCCGGCUCGCCGGCCAGCAUGGCUGGCUUGCUGCCGGGGGAUGAAGUCGUCACGUUUGGCUCCGUGACCCCGCAGAACUUCCAGAACCUGCAGAACAUCGCCACAGUCGUGCAGCACAGCGAGGGGAAGCCACUCAGGGUGUCAGUGCUGCGAGGCGGCAGCUUGGUCACCUUGACCCUGACCCCGCAGCGUUGGAGUGGACGGGGCCUGCUGGGCUGCAACAUUCUUCCCAUGGCACGGUGAUAAUUUUGACAGAUUUAUUUUUUUGCUGCAGGAUGGAAUAUAUGCACAAAUAUGGGAUUGCUUUUUUCCAAGGUGUAACAAAAAGUUCUGUAAUGUAUUGAAAUAGUUUAAAGUGUGGUAUCAAAUAUUUACUAUGUGCAUAUAACUUCAACACGGACGUGUCUCGUGCUCUUCACAGUGUGGAAAUAUUGUCUAAUAAAUGCUUCAAUUACUUUAA